UCUCAAGCCUCGCCCCUGCCGUUAAUCCUGGAAGCUUCCGCUGAGUGGGCUCAGAGCCACGCGGCGCGCCCGCGAGCUUUCCCCCCGGACCCGCCGCAGUUACCUCCUAGGGUCCCGGACCCCCGCCUUCCGCUUCCUAGGGGCCUGGAUCUCCUCUCCUGGACUCAAAAGCCUGGCUCCCCUCUUCCCGGAUCUCUGUCUCCCGCCCCCUGGAUUCAGGCUCCCCAGCCUCGGUUUCCAGGACCCCGGCACCCCGGAUACCUGCCUCCCGGAUCUGCGCUACCAGGACCUGACCUCUUGAGGACUCUGCCGCUUGGACGCCUUCAGCCUUCCAGAGCCAAGGACCUCAGGUCCCAGCCUGAUAAACUCCUGUAUUCCCAUCCCUGGGGCCGAGAAACCCAAGUGCUCCCAGAUUUCCGGCGCCGGACACCACCUGGGAGAGCAGAGGAGCCUCAGCGUCCAGCUUGGGGAUCUCAGACACCCCAGGAACCAAGGCGCUGUGAAUUCCCAACUCCGGGGAACCUUCCAAAGUUCCAGCCUCCAGGCUGUGUUACAAAACUCUCCGUUCUAAGGAACGUCGGCGUCCCGGGAAGGAGACCCAAGCGCGCCCAGCUUCCAGGCGCUAAGCAACUCCGGGGCGUUCAUCAUGGUGGCCGAUCCGCCUCGGGGAGACCCCAAGGCUGAGCCCACCGCGAACGGUGCCCCGACGUUGGUCCCUAUGGAGGACCCCGGCGCAACAGGAGGCGGAUGCGGCGGUUCCCGGGACCGGGUGCGCCGCUGCCUUCGCGCCAACCUGCUCGUGCUGCUGACCGUGGUGGCCGUCGUGGCAGGCGUGGCGCUGGGUCUGGGGGUCUCGGGGGCCGGCGGCGCGCUAGCUCUGGGCCCCGCGCGCCUGGCUGCCUUCGCCUUCCCCGGCGAGCUGCUGCUGCGCCUGCUGAAGAUGAUCAUCUUGCCGCUGGUGGUGUGCAGCUUGAUCGGCGGCGCCGCCAGCCUGGACUCGAGCGCGCUCGGCCGCCUGGGCGCCUGGGCGCUGCUCUUUUUCCUGGUCACCACGCUGCUGGCGUCCGCGCUCGGCGUGGGCUUGGCGCUGGCCCUGCAGCCGGGCGCCGCCUUCGCCGCCAUCAACGCCUCGGUCGGGACCUCGGGCGCCGCGGAAGAGGCCCCCAGCAAGGAAGUCCUGGAUUCGUUCCUGGAUCUUGUGAGAAAUAUCUUCCCCUCCAACCUGGUGUCCGCGGCCUUCCGCUCAUACAGUACCUCCUAUGAAAACAGAUGGAUCAAUGGAACCAAGGUGAAGGUGCCCAUUGGCGAUGAGGUGGAGAGUAUGAACAUCCUGGGCCUGGUGGUAUUUGCCAUUGUCUUUGGUGUGGCUCUGCGGAAGCUGGGGCCUGAGGGAGAGCUGCUCAUCCGCUUCUUCAACUCCUUUAAUGACGCCACCAUGGUGCUGGUCUCCUGGAUCAUGUGGUAG
This is a messenger RNA of Leptonychotes weddellii (Weddell seal), 1465 nucleotides long. Lineage: Eukaryota; Metazoa; Chordata; Mammalia; Carnivora; Phocidae. The record is from RefSeq and is a predicted model, not a curated record.